UAAUCCCAAAACACCAUCUCACAUACUCUCCUCAAGCCUCUCAUCUCAUCUCAUCUCCAAGCCUCUCCGAUCAUCAGAGCAGAACAGAGCCAAGACAAUGGCAGCAACCAUGGCGACAUCAGCCACGUGCAUGUCCCUAAACCCAUCUCCUCCUAAACUCCAAAACCAAACCAAACCCAAACCAUUCAUCUCCCUCCCAAACCCAACAAAACCCAACGUAUCUCUCGCCGUCUCAAGCACUGCCCUAGCAGGAGCCGUCUUCUCAUCCCUCAGCUACUCUGAGCCAGCCUUAGCCAUCCAUCAGAUCGCCCAGCUCGCUGCUGCUGACGCUGCUAGCGACAACCGUGGCAUAGCUCUUCUCCUCCCCAUCGUCCCAGCCAUUGCAUGGGUCCUCUACAACAUUCUCCAGCCAGCUCUUAACCAGAUCAACAAGAUGCGUGAGAGCAAAGGUAUCGUCGUUGGUCUAGGUAUUGGUGGUGGUCUUGCAGCGUCAGGGCUCUUGACUCCACCUCCAGAGGCUUACGCGGCGGCUGAAGCGGCUGCAGCAGGUUCAGACAGCAGAGGACAGUUGUUGUUGAUUGUUGUGACACCAGCUCUGCUUUGGGUUCUUUACAACAUAUUGCAGCCAGCUUUGAACCAACUCAACAAGAUGAGGUCUGGGGACUAAAUCUUUUACAUAUAUAUAUAUAAAACUAUUAUUAAUCAUCUUUGGGAUUCAAAAUGUAAAAUUAAUCCUCUGUUUCAUGGACAGUUUUAUGCUUAAAUUUUGGACUAAUAUCGUUUCAUUCA
This is a messenger RNA of Capsella rubella, 789 nucleotides long. Its product is annotated as photosystem II core complex proteins psbY, chloroplastic. The transcript has a single exon. Bases 98 to 667 code for a protein of 189 amino acids. Gene Ontology annotation, molecular function: manganese ion binding. The record is from RefSeq and is a predicted model, not a curated record. NCBI's taxonomy places the organism in Eukaryota, Viridiplantae, Streptophyta, Magnoliopsida, Brassicales, Brassicaceae. Gene Ontology annotation, cellular component: membrane; chloroplast thylakoid; photosystem II. Gene Ontology annotation, biological process: photosynthesis; cell redox homeostasis.